GUGCUAAAUAAUAUUUCAUUGUCUGGAUGCAGCACAGAUAAACCAUAUAUUUUUGUAUCUAUGUUUACAGGUGACCAAUCACCACUAAACUUAACUACUAUAUAUAUCAUCUCCUGCAUUCCGGUUAUCGUCUUGGUCAUUGUGGGAUCCAUUUGGCUUUGGAAAAUCCGUUGCUGCAGAAAAUGCAAAUUAAGAAAAACAGAAGCUACUUCAGGUGUUGAAGAGGAGGAAAUGCAGCCCUAUGCCAGCUACACAGAGAAGAACAAUCCACUCUAUGAUACUGUGACCUAGUGAAGAGGUCUCAGGUGUUAAAAGUGAAGUUGAUGGGCUGUGUCUCCAUACUUCAUAAGUUAUCGGAAUCUAGCAGCAGAACACAUGAAUAAAGAUACAGCAGAGCUACUAUUUUGAUUUUCUUAGAGUUCUAGUAGGAAAACCUGUUUUGGAAUUAGCUUUUCAAGGAUUCUGAGAAGAUAGAGUUUUUUAAAGUGUUUGCAUAAAUAUCCUUAUAUAAUUGAAAUUUUAGAAUGUUAGCUGGUAUUAGCUAGUUCUCUGAAGAACUGAUGUUAUUACAAAGACAGCAAAUGCUCAUGAUAAAAUAUUCAAAUUGUUUAGUAUAGUAGAUAAUGAAAACUGAGUUUCCUCAAGAAAGAACUCUGCAGAAGGAACAAUCUGAUAUGUAUUUUUUCAGAAAAUUUUAUGUACAUACAUCUGUACACCCAAGGUAUGGGUGUACAUCCAUAAGCCUAUUUACAUAUACAUAUAUACACAUACGCUUGUCAAGACAUAAAUGGGAACAUAUCAUGAUGCUCUUCUGCACUUAUUGAAAGCUAGUAAUAUGAUAGGUCUUGGAGAUCUUUUAUAUCAAUACAAGCAGAGCUACCUCAUUCUUUUUAAUGGUUAUAAAAUUCCAUUAUAUGGUCAUGUCAUAAUUUAAUUAACUACAGUCCUAGUGAUAGACAUUUAGAUUACUUUAAGUUUUAUUUGUUUGUUUUGGUAUUAUAAACAUACCACAUAGAAUGUUUCUUGUGGACAGAUCUUUUUGUAUUUAAGUAUAUUUAUAGAAUAAUUUCCCUGAGUAGAAUUUCAGGUCAAAAGGGCUUGUGCACUUUUUUUAUUGAUUGAUAUGUCAAAUUGUAUCAAUUUAUAUUCCCUUCAACCAUGUUUGAAUGUGCCUUUCCAUAUAUUAUUAUUUUAAUAUCUGCAAGAUUCCCACUUCUUGUUUUUAAUCAACCAGUUAACUGAUGUGUUGUAAGAUUAUAAUAAAAACUACACUAUUUGACAAAA
Molecule: messenger RNA, 1284 nt
Organism: Ailuropoda melanoleuca (giant panda)
Lineage: Eukaryota; Metazoa; Chordata; Mammalia; Carnivora; Ursidae
Product: cell surface glycoprotein CD200 receptor 1
Exons: 3
Coding region: 61-291 (76 amino acids)
Biological process (GO): regulation of neuroinflammatory response
Cellular component (GO): external side of plasma membrane
Molecular function (GO): signaling receptor activity
Source: RefSeq, a predicted model, not a curated record